Messenger RNA from Glycine soja, 819 nucleotides. RefSeq names its product MLP-like protein 423. The transcript has 2 exons. NCBI's taxonomy places the organism in Eukaryota, Viridiplantae, Streptophyta, Magnoliopsida, Fabales, Fabaceae. The record is from RefSeq and is a predicted model, not a curated record. Bases 95 to 556 code for a protein of 153 amino acids. Gene Ontology annotation, biological process: defense response.
ACACCUGAUCGUUAUCUCAUGUUCUUACAGCAUAUCAAUAAUCUAUUUUAUACUAUACCCACAUUUUGAUAAUUAUUUUUCUAGUUGAUAAGCCAUGGCUACUCGAGGAAAGCUUGAGGUUGACGUUGAUCUCAAGUCUAACGCAGACAAGUACUGGCAAACCCUUAGGAACUCCACUGAAAUAUUCCCCAAGGCCUUCCCCAAUGAUUACAAAAGCAUUGAGGUUCUUGAGGGUGAUGGCAAAUCACCUGGUUCUAUCCGCCACAUAAGUUAUGGUGAAGGUUCACCACUUGUGAAGUCAUCCUUUGAGAAGAUUGAGGCUGUUGAUGAAGAAAAGAAGGUAGUGUCGUACACUAUCAUUGAUGGAGAACUCCUCCAGCACUACAAAACAUUCAAGGGAGACAUUUCUGUGACUCCAGUUGGCGAUGGAUGCGAGGUGAAGUGGAGUGCUGUGUACGAAAAGGUUAGCCAUGAUGUUUCUGAUCCAACCCUCGUCAAAGAUUUUGCAGUCAAAAACUUCCUAGAGGUCGAUGCCUAUGUUCAAGCAAAUGCAUAGAGGUCCUAAUGUUCUAUGCAUGCCACUUAAUUAAUGGCUAAUGUUUUAAUAUAUGCAUGUAUUAUGGAUUAUUAUUAAAUAAUAUGGUAGUACUUGUACCAUUUCCUAUUUAAUAUAAUAUUGUAGUAUCAUGUGUCGUUUGUCCUUGCUUGUUAUUGGACUAAAGUGUCAUGUUCUCUGUGGUUGUUCUGAUCCAGCUUUACCCAUUUAUUUUGUUUGAGCAUAUUAGUAUGAGAAUUGAAGUGUGUGGUUCUCUUUCUAUA